ACAUCUCCUGGUUGAGCCCAGGCUCUCCAGAUGCGCAAAGCCCCUUCCCUCCACCCCGGCCCACCCCUUCCACGUAGAAACAGCGCCUCCCAUUCAUUGGGAGCUGGGCGGGCCCCUGCAGAAGAUCUAAAGCGCACGGGGAGCGGGGUCGGCGCUGCGCUGCCUCGCCGCUUGCCCGCGCCCCCGGCUGGGUCCAAACAAGAAGAUGGAGUGUCAAAAAAUUACCAAUUUUGGAAACCAGCUCCUUCGUCGGAAAAUUGUGGACUGCACUCGAGAAGACAGUCGCCUCUCGCGAUGCCUUAACACGUUUGACUUGGUGGCUCUGGGUGUGGGCAGCACUUUGGGUGCAGGUGUCUAUGUGCUGGCUGGAGCUGUGGCACGGGAGAACGCGGGGCCUGCCAUCGUUAUCUCCUUCUUGAUUGCCGCCUUGGCUUCAGUGCUGGCCGGACUCUGCUACGGAGAAUUCGGAGCUCGAGUUCCUAAGACAGGAUCAGCUUAUCUCUACAGCUACGUGACUGUGGGUGAGCUGUGGGCCUUCAUCACAGGGUGGAAUCUAAUCCUCUCCUAUGUUAUUGGUAAGUGUGGUGGGUGUGCUGCAAGACCCUAGCUUUAGUUCGAGGUGACAGCCUGGCCUGUAAGGUCACCCUUGUUUGGAUGCCUGUGUUACUGUUACAAAAUAGAUACUUCAUUCUUGCACUCACCGAGGAUAUCAGGACUCAUCAGUGGGAUGCGUUUCUGAUGGCUCCUGCCACCUGGUGAGGUGAGUGGUGUGCUGCUGGCUGAGGGCUUAUUGCUGCUGGGAAUCCCUCUGAAUCUCCACCUCAUUCCUCUGGCUUCCCCUGGCUGCUGCACACUUGCUAGGGUGCAAGGUCCUUUCUCAUCCUCUCUGCUGAGAAAGGAGCUGCUCACAGAAAUACGCUUUUAUACAGAGCAUCUGUACUCACAGCUGAUCAAGGAUUAAUUCUGGUGCCUUUGGGAUCUAUUUAAAGUAUCUGGAGAUAAGAGUUUUGUCUUGUGAAUUGCUGCAGAAUUAAUCUUGAGAUGAUCUGUGGGUUCACAGUCUCUGGAAAAUACAAACCAAAUCCCUUCUAAGCUCUUGACUCCCACUAGGAGAGGCCCUGGAUCAAGCUCAGAGCAUGCGCUGUGCAACUCAGCUGAUGCAUUAAAACUAAGCCACACUUUGCUAAUUAAGGAUUGGUGUCUUUUCAAGCACAUUCUGGGCAGGCUGCUUGUUAUCACGCCUCUAAGGCUGCAACAGACUCUCCAAUUGAGACUGAAAGCUUGCUAGUUAAACUGAAAGCCAACUGUAUGCAGAAUUACUAAAGGGAGUUGGUUUUUUUAAAAUGCUUUUUAUGGGAUUUGUAAGCAUUACCUUGGAAUUUAGUUUCCAUGGUGCUUGGAGGGUAAGAUCAUAUCAAGAACAUAGUGGCGUAGCAGCUGUCUGUCUGAGAUCAUGCUGGCUUUCUUCUGUUACCUGAAAUAUUUUUCUCUUCUCCUCCUCCUUCUUUUAAAAGAAAAAAAAAAAAAAGAAAAAAAAAAAAAAAAAAGAGAAGAUGAAAAGCCAGAGUCAAUUAAACUUCUCUCCUUAAGAAAUCAGAGUCCUAUAGCUGUUUUGUGAAUUACAUUCACUGCAAGGAGUAGAUAAAAAUUUUUAAAAAAGUAAAUCUAUAAUUUCCUCCAGACUUCUAUGAUGGACUCUGCUUAGGCUACACAUAGAAAAAUCGAACAGACUUCUUGGUAAUUUUUCUUCUGUUCCAGAAAGGUAGUGAUAAAUCGUCUCCUUCAUGCCCUUCAUCUAGUUGGUUUUGGGGCCCUUCCUACCAUGAUACUGGACCACCAAAAUGAGUGACAUAGCCGUGGUUGCUGUCCCAAAACAGAUUCUGCAAAUGUACAAUGAAAACAUUUGCCUACUGAAUGUUCUACUCCAAAGAUCUGGGCUCAGAGUGGUAUUUCUGAGAUUUUUUUAUUCCCUCUCAUAAUGGAUUUUGAACAACUGCCUCAGUUCUUAUUUCAGAGUUGACUGCUCACUGUAUUGUCACAAGGCAGAAAAUUCAGUAAAAAAUAAGUUGAUACUAUCCAUGAAUGUGUUCAAAUGCAACUUCCUUACUUUUAUUUCAGUCCUGUGUCAAGAAUGUGUAUUUGCAAAGUAUCUUUCUCAUAAUUUGUGAGAAAGGGUGGCUAAGGUGGAAAAACAUUGUGGGAGGAUAAGAGGUAUAGGAGGUCUCUUUAUCUUACCCAGCUUUUCUUUCAGAGCUAAUUGCCCCUCUUGUGAGCAAGGACAACUCCCAGCAGCUUCUGGGGCGUGGAGGAGAAAGAUAUGUUGGCUGCCACUGUAAGGCCCCAAUUAACUCGCUCUGUGAGACUUUUGAAAGUGUUUAUAAUGGCUCCUGUACUCUGGGUUAGGCACACGGGAGAAAUACAGACCAGAUAUUCUCAAGAGGUCAAAAGAACACAGAAGUUUACUGGCAGACUUUUGAAAAAUCAGGAAACUUUGGCUAAGGAUGUAGUACAACAUCUGAUCAACAUAAAACAUUUCUCACAGCAUUAAUUUAGCCAACUUUGCAAACUUUAAAUCUCUUCCAUGUUAAGUUACUCAAAAUCUUCCAAGAAGAGGGAAUUAGAAGGAGUGAAAGUCAGAGAAGAUAUAGAAAAGCACACAUAGCUGCACCAAUGCCUGGGUUCCAGCAGUGUUCAGAUACAAACUCCAAGGGGAAGGUAAAGUCAAGAUGCACUGCACUCAUGCUCAGCCUUAAAAACCCUUGGGCCUUUGUGGGCCUUCCCCCAGAUGGGGCUUCUGGUCAUUUGGACCCUCAGGAGCUGGUUAGGCAGAGUGGAGCCCUGCCCCUGGUCUGCCAGUGCAGGGCUGGAAUAGAGGCUGGGGGGUGUGGGGGCAGAGCACUGCCUCACCAGGGCAAAGCUUCACCUGCUCACUCUCACACACACAGGCAUCCCUAAAUGUCCUGAGGCAUCAGUCCUUCCAGUCUCUGACAGGUGCAUGCUGCACUUCAGAGCCAGGGCUUGAGAGGGGCAGAAAGCCACUUUUUUUUUCUUAAUCUUGCUGACAAAAUGCCAAGCAGUGCAUUGAAAAUGUGCAUCUGUAAGGGGCUCAGCCAGCUUGGUGCUUUCAUGCUGAGGUUCUCAAACAUCAGCUCAGGAAGUAUUAUGAGGGUGGAAAAAGAAAUCCUGGGGUCCCAAGGAUGGGAGGCCAGUAGCUUUUAAUUAAUCAAAGUGACUUGACUUGGGGGAAGGCUUGUGUGGAGUCUUGGAGGUGGGUGAUGAGAAAAAAAUAGGCAUGCAACUGAUCAGUUGUGGUCUAGAGAGAGGAAGAAAGAUGUCCCAGGACCAGGAUCUGUGAACUUUCUUCUGGGAUGAUGUGGGUUUGUGGUACUGUGCCAGAUUGUGGAUGUGUUUCAGGAACUAGAAACUGGUGGGAAUUAGUAGUGUGAUGAGUAACAGUGUCUCUGGUAAGCAGUUGCUGCUGGGCUUUCCUGGCACUUGGUGACCUUCUUGACCUUGGCUGUUACUGCAGCGAACCCAGCACUGGAGCUCUGCAGUUCUCCUGGGAGCUGUGUGCUGUAGGCAGGAGCCAAAUCUGCUCUGGUGAGGCUUUACUGACCCAGAACUAGUAAAUCCUCCUGAGCACUGUGCUUUCUAAUAACAGCAAGAGAUUAUCCAGGUGUCUGCGUUGUUGAAAGAAUGUCAAAUUCCCUCUGCUCCCUCAAGCCUGUUGGUUACAGAGAGUUCCAGAUAAUGGCUGAUAGUUAUGUGGAACUGGCAUCCAAGCAGCUGGCAUCUAACAUAACACAUGCAGGAAGGAACUGGGUGUUCCCAUCCCAGAACGUGAAAUAUUAGAGCUAGGACAAAAAAAUAUCACUAAAAUAGUUUUUUUUGUCAAAUCGUGCCAAAGCUAACUUGAAAAAUUGUAAUGUGCUAUAUGAUAACUUUUGCGAUUUCUCAAGAUUAAAUUAAAGGCAGUGAUGUCCAAACUCUUUAAAAGUGUUCACACUGUGCACUUUUCUGUCUUGGUGAACAGAAGAGUCUCCCAACAGGCCUGUUCUGCAGCUUAAUUUUUAUGCUGUUGCAAAGCUGGAUGGGGCAGGUGAGUGUUCCCAGCUGUGCUGCAGGUGCUGCCCACCGAUGCUGCAGAGGAUUUGCCUGUAGGUGAGCACAGACAUUGUUUGCCAGGAUUGCAGGUGCUGGAGUUGGGACCUGAACACCCACUCACAGGUGAGUGUGGCAGGACAGACUGUUCUGGGUGGAAAGGGGCCCCUGAGGGCAUCCUCUGAGGAGCUGCUCUGCAAGCCAAGCCAAGCCAAGCUCUUUUUUAAACUAGGUAAUUAUGUACAGUAAUAAUUAUGAUAUGCAGUUAGUUGCUGUUACGUGCAGUGUAUGUACUGUAUAAGACACUGGGAGUGUAACAGUAGCCACGUUAACACAGCAGAAGUUGGCUUUUACGCAAUCCCACUUAUUUUACAAAAUGCUGUCAUGGUCUGGUGAUGGCUCUUUGUUGUUACUGUUUCAGUUCUCUAAAAUGACUUUUAUGGCCCAGACACUGUCCCCAACUUGCAUAAGACCCCAGGUUCAGUCCUCAUCCCAGCAAGCUGCAUGUAGUUGGAUGCACUCAAAUGGAAGCAAAAAGUGGCCCCAGAGGGCAAAGCCUGAGCACUUGCUGCAGGCAGGAGCUGUUCCACUUGCUGUGGUCAUCACCAGCAUUCUGCAACAGGCUGACUUAUGCUCAGAUGACACGUAAAUUGUAUCUGAGUCUUUUUCCUGCUUGGAUAUUCUAGCACAGGGGGUCACAGCAGACCUGAGUGUUGCCAGAGUGCAGAGCUGGCCACUGGUGUGGUCCAGGCUCUGGUGUUCCAGCAUUGCUCUGCUGGAGGGCAGCUGGAUUCUGUAAGGUCUCUCUCCUUGGACUGCAGCCACCUAACUGGAGCUGCCAGGGACUUCUGCCAGCAUUAAAUUUGGACCUCUCUGGUAACAGAAAUUACCAGGUUUGGAGGAAGGUCAGGCCCUUAGGGGUGUAAGGAAAAGGUCAGUCAGGGCAGUAUCUAGAGCAAAGUUGAGGUUUGCAAAGAAGGCAGACUAAAAGGAUUUUUCUCAUCUUGUCAGCUCAGCAUGAGUCUGAGGCCCACCACCUGUGUGUGUUACCAUCAGAGCAGAUGCCAAGCAUGAACCCAGGCUGUGGGCUGGGUAUGGAGAGGAAAGGCUACUCCCAGCACCUGGGAGCACAUGCAAGGAACCUCGAGUGUGGCCAGAGCCUGGAGUGCGACGUUUGAUGAAAUCAUAGGGCAGCACAUUGAAAAAUUUUGUAAAAAAUACAUGACGAUGGAUGCUCCUGGAGUGCUAGCAAAAUAUCCAGACAUCUUUGCUGUGGUGAUAAUCAUCAUCCUAACAGGGCUUUUAGCUUUUGGCGUGAAAGAAUCUGCCCUGGUGAACAAAGUGUUCACCUGCAUCAAUGUCCUUGUCCUUGGAUUUGUCGUGAUCUCCGGCUUUGUGAAAGGAUCUGGUAAAAACUGGAACCUGACUGAACAGGACAUUUACAACACCAGCCAUAGCAUUUUCAAAGACAAUCAAACACAGGAAGAAAAGCUCUACGGUGUAGGAGGGUUUAUGCCCUAUGGAUGGAAAGGAGUCCUCUCAGGGGCAGCCACGUGUUUUUAUGCUUUUGUGGGAUUUGACUGUAUUGCUACUACAGGUGAGGAGGUAAAAAACCCUCAGAAGGCCAUUCCUAUUGGCAUUGUGGCAUCUCUUCUCAUCUGCUUUGUGGCUUAUUUUGGUGUGUCGGCUGCCCUGACGCUCAUGAUGCCUUACUACCAGCUGGAUACCAAUAGCCCUUUACCCAAUGCCUUUAAAUAUGUGGGUUGGGAUGGAGCCAAUUAUGCAGUGGCUGUUGGUUCCUUGUGUGCACUUUCUACAAGUCUCCUUGGAUCCAUGUUUCCAAUGCCUCGAAUAAUUUAUGCUAUGGCAGAAGAUGGACUUCUGUUUAAAUUUUUGGCUAAAGUCAACGAGAAGAGAAAAACUCCCUUAAUUGCAACAGUGACAUCAGGAGCUACUGCAGCUGUUAUGGCCUUUCUCUUUGACUUGAAAGAUCUUGUGGACCUCAUGUCCAUCGGGACCCUCCUGGCUUACUCCUUGGUAGCAGCAUGUGUGUUGGUAUUGAGGUACCAGCCAGAGCAGCCUAAUUUGGCAUACCAGAUGGCUAGGUCAACAGAGGAGACAGAUAACAAUGAGUCUGUGAGUACCAGUGAGUCCCAGGCUGGGUUUCUGCCAGAGGAAGAGGAGAAGUUUUCCUUCAAAGCCAUACUGUGUUCCACAGAUUCAGAUCCUUCCAAAUUCUCUGGUUCAGUAGUGAACGUCUCAACCUUCAUCAUUGGUUUCCUUAUUGUGGGUAUCUGUAUCCUGACUUCCCUUGAGCCAAACAUUCUGAUAAACACUAUACAGAUUAUUGCCGCCAUCCUUGUUGUCACUAUCAUCUUCAUUAUACGGAAACAGCCCGAAAGCAAAACCAAACUCUCCUUUAAGGUACCUUUUCUGCCCUUUCUUCCUGUUGGGAGUAUUUUUGUGAAUGUUUACCUCAUGCUGCAGCUAGAUGCAGGCACAUGGAUUCGAUUUGCAAUCUGGAUGCUCAUAGGCUUUAUCAUCUACUUUACCUACGGGAUAUGGCACAGUGUGGAAGCCAGCUACGCAGCCUCAGCAGAAGUGGAGAGAAACACAGACACUGGCUCGGACAGCUGUAAAUGACUGUUUGGCUUAUGGGCAACUGAAAGAAUGGCUGCAGUGAAAGAAACUUUGUGGUGGGGAUCCUGAGCCAGAUUUACACCUGUGAUCAGUUGUGCAGGAAUAAGGAAGAGGAAUGCAGGCCUCUCCAACUUGGUUACUGCAGCUUGCAGUUUGUUUAGCAGCACAGUUUAAAGGGACCACAAGAUGAAAAGACACAACUCUGGCAUAUUCCCAGCAGCACUGGCAGCUCAUCUGGGGCAUUUCCCUCUCUCCCUCUCCUGUUUUUUUUUUUUUUUUUUUUUUUUUUUUUUUUUUUUUGUUUGUUUGUUUUAUCCCAGUGUGUAGAAAGAGAACUGCUUCUGUGUGCAAAUGCUGCUAUGAAACCAGGCCUCACAAAUGUCCUUCUUUCAGUAGCCCCGGGAAUUACCUCCCCACAGAUACCCUACUCGAUUAUACCUGGAGCAGAUUUUGCAGUGCUACUGUCAGGCAUAGACCAGGACCCAUCCAUCCUUCACCCUCUGUGUACGCACACAAAAAAAAAGGGUUCUCACAAACGCUAGAUUUCACCAGGUUAACAAAGCGCCUGCAAGAUUUGCAUUCUUUAAAAUAUCAGGUCUUACCUUUUGUUGUAUUUAACUGGGUGUUAAAUGUGCUCACAUGCUUUAAAGCAUGUCACUGCUGUGAAAUGUUGGGAAGGUUUGUAGUUGCUGAUUGUCAGGUGAGUGAUUGCUCGUCAGCACACAGGUAACAGCAGCAGGUGUUUCUCCCAACUGUGCAGUCCACAAAGGAAUUGCCAGCUUGAGUCAGGAAACCAUGUGGUGCAAGUACUGCAAAGGCUUGAAAACAACCGGUGUCUCCAAAGAGCAGUCCUGCCUCUUUGCCUCAGAAAACACCAGUGCUGUGGCUGUAGUGGUGGGAGUGGCCAGCAGCACUGAGCUAGCUCUGAUAGCAAAUGGAGCCCUGUGUUCCUCCUCCCACAUCAGUUUUGUGUGCUGGCUGCCUGGCAUUAGCAACUUGGGUUUGGCAUUGGCAGGUGGAGCACAUUCCUGCCCUGGGAAGGGAAGCACAGGAGGAUCCUCAGAGGCAUGAAGUUCUUACAUGGGCAGUGCCUGGUGUUUGCUCCCUGCCCAGGGGAGCCUGUGGGGUUGUGCAGGGGCUUCUCAGUCCCAGCAGAGCAGGCAGCCCAGAAAACACCAUCAAGCUCUAGGGUCUGACUGACUUGCUGAGGGGAGCUUUCCCUUUGGGGCUGGAGCCUCCCUGUAGUGAAAGGCAGAAAAUCUGGAGUUGAGACCAGGGUCUUUAUUUGAUUGGCAAUGUCUUGGUUUUGGCUGUGAUUUUUUUGUUUUAAUUCUUUCUAAUAGCUUUCCCUAGCCAAAUUAAUCCACUACCCUAAAAAGGCUUAUUAAAGCACCGUGAAGGUGAGCCAUGCCCUAGUAAUGCCACUGAUCUAAAUUAAUGCUUCAGCUUGUACUGAAAAACAAAUCAGACUUGUGGAAUGGUUUGGGUUGGAAAGGGACCUUUGAAGAUCAUCUGGUCCAGCUUACCUGACAUCAAUAGGGACAUCUUUAACUAGAUCAGGUUGCUCAAAACCCUGUCCAUCCUGCUCUCAAACACUUCUGGGGUUUGGAGCAUCCCUGAUAGAUACUGCAGAAAUCCCCUUUCCCAAUGUGAGUGGAUGCUUUCCUAGGUGGAUGAUUUUCAUACUACUGCCUCUGAACACUGGACAAUCUUUAAUUUGUUUGUCAGCAUGGCUCUUGCUGAUGAAGUGACAGGCUGUUGUAUCUGUCAUUGAGUUGGAGAACUGAACAGACCCCCUGCAUGACUUGCCCAGGGUCUCACCAGGCAUCUGAUGCAGCAGAAGGGGGAAUCCGACCAUCUCCUGGAUUACAUGGCUGGAUUGUGGACCAUUUCUUGUGUUUCCAAAAGACUUUAUAGCCUUUCUGCCCACUGAAGAGUUUUAAUCUUUUAAUUCUAGUACACUGGGAGGCUUUUCUUGUUAGGAUUGGAAUUUGAGGAAGUGAAAGUACUGUGUUUAUUGCCUCCUAGGUGCACUCCAGAGUGUGCUAUGAGUGCAGCUUCCCCUCAGAAUGAAGUAAGUUGGGGUUCUGCUCCAGCUGCUGGGUCUUGACCAUCCACCCAGCCUUUGCUCCUCGUGCAUAUACAAAGUCUUACAUGAACAGGGAGAGAUGAAUAUAGAAUUUAAAACCCACUAAGUUGAAGUCUAUUUUGUUUAAACACAGGCAAGGCCGACACACUCCACAGCCUCCCAAAAGGCACUGAAAAUGUGGUGGGAGGGCAACUCAGACAGGAUCAAAGUUUUGUAUUGUACUAAAAAUAUAAGGAUGUUUUUUUCCUACUUGGCUACCAGCUUUUGUUCAAUGAAAACAUGGAGCUUGUGUCCUUGCAAAGCUUCAUCUGCACUGAGCAAGCUGCGGCCUGGUGAAAAAUCUUUCAGGAGCAUGUUACCAGGCACAUUUCUGAGGUGGGGUAUGACCUGGUCCCUUUUUAAUCCUUGUGGCAAAUCCUGAGUGGCUCUGUGGCUGUCAGCAGGAGGGCAGGGGACAGGGUAUUGAAACUGAGAGAACUGGAAUAUUGGGGAGUUCAGGUGUUUUCUGAUGAGCCUGACCCACUGACAGGAAUGUUCCUGUUAACCACAUGCUGCAUCAUGACACUUUAAUGGAAACAUUGCAGACCACACUCAGUAUUCUGGGAACUCCAGUGAUAUUGGAAGCAUCUUAGAAAAUGAGUCCAUGGAAACUGAGCCUGUGAGCCACUGUCAGGUAAUGCAGCUGACCAGCCCUGCUGCCAGGAAGCUACUGGCUAUCUGGCUUCAGCCUUUACCUUAAUGGGGUAACCCUCUAGUGGGGUUUUGCUUUGUUUCCCAUUCAUCCCAGUUUCUGUGUGCAGAGAAAACAGAGCAGGACAUGCUGAUCUGUAUGCACCAGCCCAUAGGUGCACUGGUGCACGGAUUUAUUAUCAGGAAUAUAUUACACUUAUCUGUACAUCAUCAUUGAAAUAAUACAAACUCUUCCUGUAAUCAUUAGCCACAUAAUAAAUGGGACCACAGAACUCCUGCUGCAUGGGAAACUGUACAGAGGCUCCUCACAGUGUCCAUGGGACACAACCACCAUCAGUGCAGAGACAAAAUACCUGAUUUUGCACUUGACAGUUUUUCCUUUCCUCCCCUGCCUGCUACCACCACAAGCCUUUGCUGCUGGGCAUCAACUGAGUCAACCCGUCUGUGCCAGCAGUCACUGGAGGUGCAAUCCCAGUGGGGCCAAAUGGUACCUUCCCACAAUAAAAAGGAGUUUUCCAUGCCCCCUGCUGGCUCUCCUGCCAUCCCAUGGCUGAUACCUGCUCCCAGUGCCCAUGUCUGGAACCCUUUGGGAGCAGCUGUAGGCUCGUUUUAUUGCUGCUGCACCCUUCUGCAUUGAGUAAAGAUUAACAAAAUCAAACAGCUUCCUUAAAGACAGAGAUGAUAAAACCCUUUCUGCUUGGUGCUGGCUACAUUCCCUCUCCUGCCAAAGGCCAUCCUGUUUCCAAAUGGGAAAGUCCCCACAGUGGCAGUGGUGUUCGGGAAGUUUCCAGCCCUGCAAAAGCAAACACUUCCCCUUGCUUGUCUUUGAACAGGGAUGGCCAAGGAGCAAGGACUAGAGCUAUGGCCCCUACCCUGCUGGGAAUCAAGCUCACCUUGCAUGGUUGCAGCUCCCUGCCAAGAGCAGGGCUUCCCAGCUUGGCCAUACACACCUGAGGAUCUUCAUUUCCUGGGAAUGGCUGCCCUGCUCAGGGGCUGCUCCCUUCCUCCCACUGUCUGAGUGCCCUGGGCUUUUCUUUCACACCUACUUCAGUAUGCAGAGGCAAAGAAAGACAGGACAGAGGAAAAGUAUAAAAGAGGAAUAACCUUUUUUGGGGAAAAAAGUCUGUGUUUCUGGGCUUGCACCAGAAGGAGCCACUCUUCACACCUGCCACAGGGACAGGUAGCUGAGACCCUCUGGUUAGGCAGAACUUCCUGCAGCUUUGCUAGUGAUAGGGCAGGCCCCAGAGGGUGUGCCAAGGAAGAAUCCAGUGAGAGGCAGGAUUGGGAGGCAAAAAUUAGAUGGGAAAGGGAUUGGCAAUGAUACCAAAUGAUGGUGGAGCUGGGUUUAGCCCCCGUUUUCCCACCAUAAAAGCCUCACUCCCAAUUCACUGCUGGAAGCAUCUCUUGAAUAUGACUUUAAACCAACAAAGUAAUAAGGUAAGCACCAGGUAUAAUGGGGAAAGAUGAAUAAAUUACAACAGGUUCAGCCAGCCUGUCCUGGGCCAAUAAUAUGCUUUAGUGCAUUUAAAGUUUUGAGUAGCAUCAAGGUAACAACUCCAGGUGUAUGAUCUCAACCAUUUUUACAAAGGGUAAAAAGGAGAAUGCUAGAAACUACCAACAAUCCACUCUGACUAAUGUGAUGGCCUCUGCAAUGGUGUGAUUGUGCUGGUGAGUGGGGGAUGAGCAGCUGAUGUCAUCUCCCUGGACUCUGCAAGGCCUUUGACAUAGUCCCACACAGCAUCCUAACCUGGGGAGAUACAGCUUUGUUGGAUGGAAGCUGGAUAUGGAAUUGGCUGGAUGGUUGCAUCCAGGACAGCUCAAUGUCCAAAUGGCAGUGGGUAAGAAGUGGUGUCCCUCGGGGGUCAGGGUUGGGACUGAUACUGUGCAAUGUCUUAAAUGACAUAGACAGUGGGAUCAGGUGCAUCCACAGCAGGUCUGUGGAUUGGCACCAAGUGAGUGGUUCAGUUGGUACACUGGAAGGAGGGGAUGCCAUCCAGGGGGACCUGGACAGGCUUGAGAAGUGGGGCCAUGUGGACAUCAUCAGGUUCAGCAAGACCAAGUGCAAGGUCCUGCACCUAGGUGGGGGCAAUCUGUGGUAUGAAUACAGGCUGGGGGAUAAAGAGAUUGAGAACAGCCCUCCUGAGAAGGACUUGGGAAUACUGGUAGAUUAGAGGCUGGACAUGGGUGCUCAAAGCCCAGGAAGUCAGCUGUAUCCUGGGCUGCAUCCAAAGCACUGUGCCCAGCAGGGCAAGGGCAGGGAUUCUGCCCUUCUGCUCUUGUGAGACCCAACCUGGAAUGCUGUGUCCAGCUCUGGGGAAAAUAAGGACAUGGACAUCUUGGAGUGAGUCUAGAGGAGGGCCACACAGUUCUUAGAGGGCUGGAGCACCUCUUCUAUGGAGACAGGCUGAGACACUUGGAAUUGUUCAGCCCGGAGAAGAGCAAACUCAGGGGAGAUCUUUUAGCAGCCUUCCAGAACCUCAAGGGGGCCUGUAAGAAAAAUGGAGAGACUUUUUACCAGGGUCUGUAGUGAAAGGACAGGGGACCACAGUUUUAAAUUGAAAGAGGAUAGGUUUAGAUUGGACAUAAGGAAGAGAAUUUUUGUAGUGAGAGUGGUAGGAUACUGGAACAGGUUGCCCAGAGAAGUUGUGGAUACCCCAUUCCUGGAAGUGCUCAAGGCCAGGUUGGAUGAAGCUCUGAGCAACCUGGGCUGGUGGAAAGUGUCCCUGCCCAUGGCAGUGGGGGCUGGACUAGAUAGUCCUAAAGUUCCCUUCUAACCCAAAUCAACCUAUGAGUCUGUGAUCUCACUGUAUCAGAAUUAUAAAAGUGGAAUGAAAGAUGACAAUGCUGUAGGUGUUGCAAAUAGCUGUGCAGUUAGCAAGUAUCAAAAUGAUUAAAGUUGUACUUGGCAAGAAGGGGCUUUGUGUGCAUGUGCGUGCCAGCUAUCUACCUUUCAGGUUGUACUUGCUGGACACACUAAAAUCUAACAAUGCAUUUCAACAGUAGUAGCUGGUGUGGCAUGAUCUAUUCUAACAAGAUGCUCAAUUUACUCAGUAUCACAGUACCAUGCAAAAGCUGCUACAAAAAUAAAUUUCUCUAAAAAGGAGAGAAAAAAAAUCAUCUUUCUUUUUAACACUGUGGAACAGGCCACAGGUGCUUUGAUGGUGGUUGAAGCUGUAUCUAAGCUGCAGUCUGUGAAUCCUGAGUAUUUCCCAGGAAAGCUGAAGCACAGCUCCCACUCGAGCAGGAUGGCAGGGCUGUGCAAUGCCAGCCCUGUGGGUGCAGGGUGUGCUGGUGAGAAAGCCACCCUCCCUGCAGCACUCCUGCACCUCAGGGAUUUCCUCUAGGUACUGUCCCCCUGCUGACUUUGACCGUGGUGCACAGAGCAGGCCUGCAUGCAGGAUCUCUGCCCUAAGCUGGGUAGGAAAGCAUCCCACACAUCUUUUUGUUUUUAAAAUUAUGCUCAGGGAUAUUUUUAUCUUGUUGGCAAUGCCCAUGAGGGCCCUGCAGACAGUCUCACCCCAACUACUCAGCCUUACCAUCCCCUCAGAUGGGAGGUCACCCCAAGCCUGGGUGAACAUUUUUGCUUCUAGAUGGGAAAGUUAAAGGUAGUUUAGCCACUCAUUUCCAUGAAUCUUCAAAGUGCUCUGUAACUCUGGGUAAGCUGUAGCAAUGUGAAAUAAUGCAGAUAUGUGGAAGGGAAGAAAUUCUGACCUUAUCUGCAUCUAUGAAGUUGGCUGUGCUCUAUUUGGCAUUUGAGGUGGAAGGAAGCUAGAGUCCCAGCAGAUGCCCAGUAUUAUCUCAUCUUCCUACUGGAAACCCUCUCACCCAGCAAAGGUCAAGGAUAAACAACUUACUUUCUCCUUCUUGCUUCUGGGACUUGGAAUAAAAUAAAAUGGAUAGAAACCUAGAGCCAGAGAUUUUGAUUGCAUCCUAACCACGACAUGGUAAAACAAGAUGAAAUCGUACUAAAAUUGAACCAUGUUAACCAGUAACCUCUACUGAAUUUGCUAAAACUCUCAGUUUUCUCAUCUCUAGCCUAUCUCCACUUACAAUAUCAAUGCUAAGAGUUAAAAAGCAGUGGAUGGUAUGCAUAUCUUUUCUGGUGUUCAAUGCAAAGGUGAGGGUUUCGAAGGCAGUACUGUCUUAGAAUUUCAGAUUCGCUGGUGUUCAUGUUACAUAGUUACCACUUGGUGGUCACUUGGAAGGCGCUUCUACUUCUGUGUAACUUUCUUCUGCGUUGGGUAUAAAUAUUCCUGGGAGGCUAAACAGAAAUGCUUUUUGUUUAGAUACAAGUCUUAGGCACGAGUUAGAAAACUGCUGACUGUAAUGAAAAUAUAUCAGCACUUAGUAGUAUCCAAUAAUAUAAAAAAUGUAAUUCAGAACAUCUGCAACUACA
This is a messenger RNA of Oenanthe melanoleuca, 13916 nucleotides long. RefSeq names its product solute carrier family 7 member 1 (gene SLC7A1). Bases 5233 to 6744 code for a protein of 503 amino acids. Gene Ontology annotation, biological process: amino acid transport; transmembrane transport. Gene Ontology annotation, cellular component: plasma membrane. Lineage: Eukaryota; Metazoa; Chordata; Aves; Passeriformes; Muscicapidae. The record is from RefSeq and is a predicted model, not a curated record. The transcript has 12 exons. Gene Ontology annotation, molecular function: amino acid transmembrane transporter activity.